This is a messenger RNA of Micropterus dolomieu (smallmouth bass), 1943 nucleotides long. RefSeq names its product schwannomin interacting protein 1 (gene schip1). The coding region runs from base 351 to 1085 and encodes 244 amino acids. NCBI's taxonomy places the organism in Eukaryota, Metazoa, Chordata, Actinopteri, Centrarchiformes, Centrarchidae. The record is from RefSeq and is a predicted model, not a curated record. Gene Ontology annotation, biological process: positive regulation of hippo signaling. The transcript is spliced from 7 exons. Gene Ontology annotation, cellular component: cell junction; plasma membrane.
CCUCUUUUCCUCUCUCUCCCGUUCUCACACCCCUCCUCCCGUCUCUCACUCCCUCUCCCUCUUUCGGUUUUGGGGAAGCAGCGAUCAGACCCUGCCCUUCUCUCUUAACAAACAGACAGACCAGAAAACAAUCAGAAAACAGACAUAGACAGCAGAGGGUGACGGCUGACCUGACUGGCAAGGAGAGAGAGAAUUACAUUUUUUAGUUUGGAUCGAGGACAGAGUGGGAUCCCUCCUCCUCUCCUCUCCCCUCCUCUCCGCUGGAAUACCACUGCAGGGCUGGGAAUCUCAUCCCAGUCCUGCUCCUGUUCCUCUAACUCAGCCAGUUCCGCUCUAUGAUGCUGUGAAGGAUGGUCCACCAGGAAAACUGUUCUUACCAGGCCCAAAAGAAUGAGAGGGAGUCUAUCAGGCAGAAGUUGGCUCUGGGCAGUUUCUUUGACGAUGGGCCAGGCAUCUACACCAGCUGCAGCAAGAGCGGCAAACCCAGCCUAUCCUCACGGCUGCAGAGUGGAAUGAACCUACAGAUCUGUUUUGUCAAUGACAGCGGCAGCGACAAGGACAGUGAUGCAGAUGACAGCAAGACAGAGACCAGUCUGGACACACCUUUGUCCCCCAUGUCCAAGCAGAGUUCGUCCUACUCGGACAGGGACACCACAGAGGACGACUCCGAGUCUCUGGAGGACAUGGACUUCCUGAGUCGACAGAAGAAGCUGCAGGCGGAGGCGAAGCUGGCCCUGGCUAUGGCCAAGCCCAUGGCCAAGAUGCAGGUGGAGGUGGAGAAACAGAAUCGCAAGAAGUCACCGGUGGCCGACCUGCUUCCACAUAUGCCUCACAUCAGUGAGUGUCUAAUGAAGAGAAGCUUGAAGCCCACCGACUUGAGAGAUAUGACUCUUGGACAGCUCCAGGUUAUAGUCAAUGACCUGCACUCCCAGAUUGAGAGUCUGAAUGAGGAGCUUGUACAGUUGCUGCUGAUUCGGGAUGAACUACACAUGGAGCAAGAUGCCAUGCUGGUUGACAUAGAGGACCUCACUAGGCAUGCUGAGAGCCAGCAGAAACAUUUGGCUGAGAGGACCCUAUCUAAAUAAGAUGCCCAUCCCUGCUCCACCUUUCUCCCCUGUGCCAAGCUAAGCUCCUGCUCCAAACCAGACUUUUCCCCUUAGGCCAUUCCACCUCUGCCCUGUGUCGAUCCAAAUCCUGCCCGCUUGUCCCAAGUAUUUUGCUCCUUGCUGCUUCCCCGUCUCCCAAUGUCUAACCUCCUGUCCAACCUAUUGACUCCAGCAGCAGCACAGAAGAAGGCCACUCUCUUUCUUUUGCUUCUGUGAUUUCUCCCAGUGCUAAGGACAGAGGAGCACUUCCUGCUUCCUGGGAGAAGAGGAAACUGAUUGUGUGUUGUCAUGGAUUCUGUCCCCAGCUUCCUGUGCAGUGAUCGGCCUUGCUUUGCGAUUGUUUCUUUUUAACUUUCUACAUUCGCCACUAAAUUAUAACUGUCAAAUGCAAAAAUUGUGGGAAAAAAAUAAAAUAAUAGUGCAAAAUUUAGUAGAAAGUCAGUCAUGAGAAAAAAGAAACAACAUUGUAUAAAAAAAAGCUGAUGGAAACUAACUUCUUCAGAACAUUUUAAGUUGGACAGUAAUUUUAAAGUAUUUCAAAGUCGACCUGUUUUUAUUCUGCACAAUGGUAGUUUUCAACUGAGAAAUGUUUAUUUGAAGGUGCUAAAAGAGUGUAAAGGAAACAUGCCUGCCUUGUAGUGGAGUCGUAGCUUUUGGUAAUACGUUCACUCUAAUUGCUCUUCAACAUUUUGUGAAUGUUGAUUUUCUGACACGAGUCAUUUUAAAUGAAUAAGUGUGUUAAUAUUGUUUUCAUCCUAUUGUAAUCAGAAACUUUAUUGAGGGAAGAAAUGUUUAUGUACAGAUAUGUAAAAUAAAGAAUAAACUUUGUUUCAUAUA